Messenger RNA from Spirodela intermedia, 588 nucleotides. Lineage: Eukaryota; Viridiplantae; Streptophyta; Magnoliopsida; Alismatales; Araceae. The record is from the annotation of a GenBank genome assembly.
AUGGCGACCCGUUGCGAGCUUUUCUACGCCCUGGUUCUUCUCUCCAUUUUUCGUGGAGGUAAGAUCUCUCUCUCCCUCUCUCUCUCUCUCUCUCUCUGUACCCCCACCCCCAUUCCCUCCCUCCCUCCCUCCCUCUUUCUCCCUCUCUCUCUCUCCCUCCUCUCUUUCUCCCUCUCCCUCUCUCUGUCUCCCUCCCCUCCCCUCCCCCCCCCCCUCGGCGCUGAGGAAAAGCGUGAACAUGGCGGAACAGGUCAGUCGCAGCCGUGCACAACAGCCAACAUCAAGGUGACGCAGAGGACUACGGCGGAAUGGGCUCACGGCAACCCUGUGUACGAGGUCGAGGUCUCCAAUGGCUGCAUCUGCUCCCAGUCAAUGGUCUUACUUCGCUGCCGCGGCUUCGACACCACCCUCUCCGUUGACCCUUCCGUCUUCCGCCAGCUACGCCCCUCCGAGGCCGGCGGCGUCCACGGUCUCUGCGUGGUCAAUGGCUUCCAGCCGAUCUUCCAGGGAUCUCCUGUCAAGUUCCGGUACGCGCGAGGAUCUCCUAUUGGUCUGACUGCGGACAGCUCCGAGGUCAACUGUUCGUAG